AUGGAGGUGUUGCUGCUCCUGUGGCUGGGCGUGGCAGCGCUGGCGGAGGACUCCCCGCCCGGCCUGGUCUCCAAGGACAGCGAGACAGACCUCGUGGCCGAGGCCUCGCAGUCAGGUGCCCAAGCUCAGAAACGGGACGCAGGCCUGUCCAACUCUUACGGGGAGCCACUCCCAGCUGACGCGUACGGACCCCCCCUGGAUCUGCCGAACAUAAAUGUCCAGUUGCCGGCACCGAUUUAUGGAGUUCCCGAAAUCAAGAACAAUAUAUUCCAAGACCCACCGCCUGGGGCGUACGGUCCCCCCGCGCCCGUCGUGUUCCCCAGCCAGAGCUACGAAGGCCCGCCGCCGCCUCUCUUCAAGCCGAAACCGAUCUACGGCCCCCCAAAACCGAAACCGGUGUACGGACCGCCGAAACCGGUCUACGGACCGCCUAAGCCCGUCUACGGACCGCCGAAGAAGACGUACGGACCGCCGAAACUGUCGCUCCCCAAACCGACGUACGGUGCGCCUUUCAAACCGCCGAAGAUAACGUUUCCUAAGCCCGUCUACGGACCCCCGAAACCGAUCUACGGUGUGCCGAAACCCGUUUACGGACCGCCCAAAGUGACGUACGGAACGCCGCUCUUUAACGUUCCGAACCCAUUGCCGGAUUUCUCGCACGUGUCACUCCCGCAGAUAUCCUUCCAGAACGUAGGUAGCAGUGCCACCGUUGACCUGGGACUAAAUCUCCCCGCGCCCAUCUACGGGACUCCCCUAAGCAGCCUGCCCUUGGACUUGAAGCCGAACUUCCCGAUACCCAGCGACACGUACGGCCCGCCCGGGCACUCCUUAGGCCCCAUCGGACCCAACGAUCUGGUCGUGCACGACGUCGACCACGCGGGCCACUACGGCCCUCCGCAGCCGGACCCGAACCCCAGGCCGCCUCACCCCGGCAUCCCGGCCCCGCCGACGCCGCCCCACGUACUGUACGACGGCUGGAAACCGAUCCCGGGCGUAUCGAAGCCCCUCGGUCACGACCACGCUCAGAACCAGGUUCAGAUCUUGGAGGAUCAGUACGGACCUCCACCGCCGCCCCCCGUAGUUCAGGAGAUCCAUUUGGACCUCGACGUCAACAACAACGGCGGUCAGCAGUUCUCCGGCGCCCAGAUCACAACCGGCUACUCCAACGUGCACCAGGACGCCUUGGCGAAUAUCGACUUGAACGCCUUAGUCGGGCUGGACCACCCAAUAGACACGUACAGCGCGCCGCCGCUAGACUCCCUAUCCAACGGCCCCUACCCGCCCUCCAUCCGGCAGCAAGGGGCAAAAGGCCUCGUGGCGUCCGCCAUCCACGCGCCCCACCAACACGUGGCUCCGCACAGACACGCGAACCUCCCCAUUCCGUACGGCACGUUCUCGGGCGGCGGCCACUCGAUACACACGGGCGGCGCCAGCCCCAAGCACCCGAUAAAGUUCCGGGAAUCUGUGCCCGAGGGGCUGAUCCAGCAAAUCGGCCACACUGUCCACCACAAAGACGUGCACGGCGUGGACCAUCUGAAACAGGGGCCGGCCUACCUGCCCCCGCCGAUCAGGGGGACGAAAGACGUGAACGCGCAGACCGGGAACCAAAUCGAAGGCCUCUCCCUGUCCAUAGAACCAUCCAACCUGUACAGUCUACCGCAUUCGGGCAACCCGAUCAACUUCCAAGCGCAGCACGCACCGGACAGCCUGUACGGCUCGCCGAUAGACUCGUAUUCCGUGCCGCUGUUGACGGUCGGCGACCACACGGCGUCCGGGUCCAGCACGAACUCGGUGACCGCGACGGUCGACGGCACCGUCUUGGCGAACCUCUCCAACCUCGAAGCGGCCGCCAUCUUGAAGCACUGCCCGUACCACGAGGCGAUACUGAAGGCCGCCAAAGCGGGCGAGCGGAUCCCCUCGGACCUCGCGUCGAAGUACGUCGCCAGCCUGAGCUCGUUAGGCUCCACCUUCUCUAAGAGCCACCAGACCUUGGUAUCCCCCCAGAACGGCUUCAACAAGCCGGCGCCGGGCAGCGAGUCCGUCUCCUACAACACGAAGGACCUCUCCACCGCUUCGCACACGCUCGUCGAGACGAUCCUGCCGGACAACGUGAUCAGAAGUGAGAAGACGGAGAAAUCGAGCGUCCAAAAGGGCAAAUCACUGAAGGACGACUCCGGCAAACACGGCUACAAGCACGAGAACAGCCUUAACCUGGUCUCGGAGCAGAUCUACCACACGUCAGAGAAAAUACGCAACCUCAGCGAGGAGGCGAACCAGUUGCAGCAGAGGCUAGUGUCCAACAGCCAGAAUUUGAACCAAGUGAACGGUCAGAUCGGCCAGUUCGGCCAGGGGAUCCCCGUGAAAGGCAACCUGGCCACCUACUCGCUGCAGAUACAGUCAGCAGACGACGGCAAGGGGAAGUCCAGCUCGCCCUCAAUACCGCACGAGCAGCUGCUCUCAGAAGGCCUGCUGCAAAGCAUCCUCCAGGCGAUAGAACAGCCCCAGCCGCAAAAGCAACCGAAGAUCCAAGUCCCAACGAACUACGAUUUCAAUUUGGACGCCCAAAAGCAAACGGUCACUCAACCCGGCUACUUUACGAGCGCAGACAACGGGGGUCUCGUCCUCCCAGCGGGGUACGAACCAAUAGACCGGACGAAGGAGAGACGCAACACGGACCAAGAGACGCAGGGGACGAAAGACGUGCACCAGACUUUGCAGAGCGAAUCCCACACCAGACCUGACCACAACUGCGACCUCAAAGCUGACCACUCCGUCACCCACUCAGUGGUCGUUCCACCGCCGAGCGUGGAGAACGUUCGGCAAUUGAACGACGUGGAAGACAACGAUGUCGCGAUAUACUUCGGCGAGAGCGCGACGCGACCUGCUAGUUCUGAGCCGGUGACGGAGAUCUCGAUGUCGACCAGCAUCAGUGAGGAUCGUCAGCGGAAGGUGGGCUUCGGCGGGAAGGUCGAGAGGAAGCGGUCG
This is a messenger RNA of Iphiclides podalirius (scarce swallowtail), 2985 nucleotides long. Lineage: Eukaryota; Metazoa; Arthropoda; Insecta; Lepidoptera; Papilionidae. The record is from the annotation of a GenBank genome assembly.